CUCAGAGUGGGUGGGCUGAGCUGUUCUCUCGCUUCUAUGGCAACCCCAGAGAUCAGCAUCACCGGGAAUAUUAACGGGAUCAGAGCGACUCGGGACGGAGGAGGCGGUGAUGUCAGCGGUGCCCUGUUGGUGUGGGCCACUCGAUUGUGAUUGACAGCCGAUCUGCGAUUCCUCAGACUUUAUUUAUUGGCGCUCGCAGAGCGACACAGUCAGUGCCUUGAAGCUGGAGACCACUGGAUUUGGGCAGCCAGGUAGAAUAAUGCGCCGUGGCAUGUGCUUGAGUGAAAGACAGCUCGGAUUGACCCUUCAGACAAUUCGGGUGCACAUGGAUUUGUAGCAAUACGUACUGGAUUCGUUUGUCAUUGAAUUGAUCGCGCGCCCGUUUCAAUGUCAUAAUGGACAGGUUGCAUUCGUCCAUGCGUAAAAGUCUCUACAGUUUGCCUCAGCACAUCGGGCAAAAAGCGUCCAUCAUGGGUGAUGCAGAAGACACCGACAAAGACACCCGGAGGAGGAGCAUCCGGAUGAAGCCCCUGCCGUCCCCGAGCUCCGCGGGGGACACCAAAAGCGGAGAGUCCGUGAUCAUGGAAACGGACAUCGGGAGACCCGUGAAGACCAGCUCCAACGGAGAAUGCCGGAGGUUCCGAGGGAGCCUUUCGUCCAUCACCAGCCGGCACGUCCACGACUCGGAUGUAGCGGAGGAGAGGCGUCUGAUCACGGAGGGAGAGGUCACCCCGAGCGAGGAGAGCCCUGCUGGAGCCGCGCGUGAGGAUGAGGAUGAGGAUGCCGUCGGUGCGAGUCAGCAGCAUCAACCGGGCGUCCCGGAUCAGCAGACGGGCUUCAUAAAGCUGGAGGGCGUCGAGCUAAUCCCGCCGGACGACGAGAAGUUUUAUCAAGCGGGCUUCAUGCACAGGCAGUUCGGGGCGAUGCUGCAGCCCGGGGUCAACAAGUUUUCCCUGAGGAUGUUUGGGAGCGAGAAGGCGGUGGAACGGGAGCAAGAACGGGUCAAAUCCGCCGGUUUCUGGAUCAUUCACCCCUACAGUGAUUUCAGGUUUUACUGGGAUCUCACCAUGCUCCUCCUGAUGGUGGGAAAUCUCAUCGUCAUCCCCGUGGGCAUCACCUUCUUCAAGGACGAGCACACGCCGCCGUGGAUCGUCUUCAACGUGGUUUCCGACACCUUCUUCCUCUUGGACCUGGUGCUGAACUUCCGCACUGGGAUCGUAAAGGAGGACAACGCGGAGAUCAUUCUGGACCCUCAGCGGAUCAAGAUCAAAUAUCUGCGCUCGUGGUUCGUGGUGGACUUCAUCUCCUCCAUCCCCGUGGACUAUAUCUUCCUCAUUGUGGAGACGCGCAUCGAUUCGGAUUUCUACAAGACGGCGCGAGCUCUGCGCAUCGUACGCUUCGCGAAGAUCCUCAGUCUGCUGCGACUGCUGCGGCUCUCGCGGCUCAUACGCUACAUUCAUCAAUGGGAGGAGAUUUUUCACAUGACCUAUGACCUGGCCAGUGCAAUGGUGCGAAUCGUCAACUUGAUUGGGAUGAUGCUGCUGCUCUGUCACUGGGACGGCUGUCUGCAGUUCCUGGUGCCGAUGCUUCAGGACUUCCCCGCAGACUGCUGGGUGUCCAAGAACAAGAUGGUGAAUGACACGUGGGGUCAGCAGUAUUCUUACGCUCUCUUCAAGGCCAUGAGCCACAUGCUGUGUAUUGGAUAUGGCAUGUAUCCUCCAGUCGGCAUGACGGACGUGUGGCUGACCAUCCUCAGCAUGAUCGUGGGUGCCACCUGCUACGCCAUGUUUGUGGGCCACGCCACGGCGCUUAUCCAGUCGCUGGACUCCUCACGCAGGCAAUAUCAGGAAAAGUACAAGCAGGUGGAGCAGUACAUGUCCUUCCAUAAGCUUCCAGCGGACAUGAGGCAGCGGAUCCACGAUUACUACGAGCACAGAUACCAGGGGAAGAUGUUUGAUGAAGAGAGCAUUCUGGGAGAACUGAAUGAGCCACUGAGAGAGGAGAUCGUGAACUUCAACUGUCGAAAGCUGGUGGCGUCUAUGCCGCUGUUCGCCAACGCGGAUCCCAACUUUGUGACGUCGACGCUCACCAAACUUCGCUUCGAGGUCUUCCAACCUGGAGAUUACAUCAUACGGGAAGGAACCAUCGGAAAGAAGAUGUACUUCAUCCAGCACGGCGUGGUGAGCGUCCUCACCAAAGGAAACAGCGAGACCAAGCUGUCAGACGGAUCUUACUUUGGAGAGAUUUGUCUGCUGACUCGAGGUCGACGCACAGCCAGCGUCCGGGCCGACACAUACUGCCGUCUGUACUCGCUGUCUGUGGACAACUUCAACGAGGUCCUGGAGGAGUAUCCCAUGAUGAGGAGAGCGUUUGAAACCGUUGCUCUGGACCGCCUGGACCGCAUUGGGAAGAAGAACUCUAUUCUCCAGCACAAGGUUCAACAUGAUUUGAAUUCAGGGGUUUUGAACUUCCAGGAAAGUGAGAUCAUCCAGCAGAUCGUGCAGCAUGAUCGUGACAUGGCUCUCUGCGCCAACCUGAUGCAGAGUCCGUCGCCACCUGCUCCUCUGUCCCCUACUCCUGUCAUCUGGGCUCCCCUGAUCCAGGCGCCUCUACAAGCUGCUGCCGCCACCACAUCGGUCGCUAUUGCACUAACCCACCACCCCCACCUCCCUGCCACUCUCUUCCGACCUCCGGUUUCCAUUCUCGGAUCGAGAAGCGAGCCGCCCAGCCAGCUUAGGAGGUUUCAGACAUUCGUACCAAAUUCGGGAGAUCCCGGAUCCACUGGUGACUCUCCAUCGGGUUCCCCAUCAAAGAUUCGUCCAGGAGUCGAUACGUCUCUUCUUGCAUCUCUCCGGACGCAGCACUCAUCAUGCCCCACCAGUUCCAGUCAGCAAACUGGAAUUUCAUUGUUCCCAUUGGGAAGCUUCUCUCCUUUAACUUCCAGCACCGCACAGCUUCAUUCGCAGCCGAGACAAAAGCAAACCGUCGCCCCCAGCACUCCUCCACAAUCAGGACAUCUCCAAAAAGAGGCGUCAGCUGCUAGUGGAUUUCCAGCUGGGAUCCCGGCUACAACCUCAUCAAAUACUAGUCCUCUUUCCACAGGCUUGUUCAGUCAUGCACCCAGUCAGUUGUUGCAAGGCCAACCACCACCAAAACCCUCUCAAACAGGCUCCCUGCAGCAGUUUGCUACCGGAGGGGGCAAGACUUCCACUGUGUUGAACCUCUUCCAAACUCCUCGACCCGGAUCGCCUUCAUCCAGCAGUUCCCAAGCCCCCCAGAGUUCCAUGUCAUCUCAGAUCCCGCCUGCUUUAUCCACCUACCUUCCUUUAGAAAGGUCAGCACUUGCCUCGCUCGCUCAGUACGGCUCAGCGAACGUCUCGCCGUGCUACACCCCUCUGGCCCAAAGUCCGACUAUCCAGAGCCCUGUCAUGGGGAGAACUUUCCACUACAGUGACCCUUCCGGCCCUGCCGGCUCUCACACCUCCCUGUUUCUCCCGCAGUCCUCCUGCCCCGGCCAACUCCCAGGUCACCACUCUUCCGGCACAGACUCUCCGUUGGGCCGCUUCUAUGAGGAAUUGAACAUACUGUCCAGCUCCCAACCUAUAGAGGCAACGGGUCAGUCUUCCCCUCGGGGGCCCGGUUACUGCCUUUCCCCGUAUUCAUCCCCGACUCUAACCCCCAAACCCUGUAGCUCAGUAUCAGGACACAUGGUCGGCCCCGUACAGACUUCUCCGGGCUCUCAAAGCUGUGCUCAUUCUAUAGGGACGUCACCUGCACUUUCUCUCCCAUGCACCUCCAGUGGCCACCCGUCCGAACUAGAACCGCUCCAUUCGAAACUCCCUUCCAAUUUGUGAAGCUAAAUCACACCCUCCUAACUAACUCAGUAAUAGCGAUCUUUCUCUGUGUGGCGUUUGACCUUGUCUUCCGU
Messenger RNA from Carassius carassius (crucian carp), 3928 nucleotides. RefSeq names its product hyperpolarization activated cyclic nucleotide-gated potassium channel 4 (gene hcn4). Bases 396 to 3854 code for a protein of 1152 amino acids. Gene Ontology annotation, cellular component: membrane. Gene Ontology annotation, biological process: transmembrane transport; potassium ion transport. Lineage: Eukaryota; Metazoa; Chordata; Actinopteri; Cypriniformes; Cyprinidae. The record is from RefSeq and is a predicted model, not a curated record. The transcript has 8 exons. Gene Ontology annotation, molecular function: voltage-gated potassium channel activity.